UCAUUUUGACAGCACACCCAGCAUGUUUGUUAUUGUAUUAACUUGAUAACCUCUGAUCUAUUAAAUUAAAAUCACCAUUAACACGACGAAGUUCAGUAAUAAUUAAACAUCGUUCAAAACGAGUGCCAUAACCUCAAAUAUGGGUAGAACUUGUUUAGUUUGUGUAGAUUUCUGGAAGAAAUUUAUUUGUUCUUUGUUUGUUGUGGUUGUGCUUCAAAGCGGGAUGGUCUUCAACACCGAAGUUUUUGAACUUAACAAUAAGUGCUCUUAUACGAUGAACAAAAUAAUAUUGACAUGCGUUGGUUUAGAGGUGGUGGAUAAUAGUUUGGAACCGUUCGUAACCAACUCUACCCAAAUAUUAAUUUUAAAAAAUUGCAAGAACAUUACUUUGGCAGAAGAUGCUAUAUUUCAUAACAAACAUCCGAAUUUAAAAACCUGCCAAAUAAUAUCCAGCCUUAGUCUUGCUCUUAGCAAGAAUGCCUUUUUUGGACUGGAUAAUUUAAAAUAUCUACAGCUUAACAAGAAUCCAUGGAAAGAAAUACCAGAAAAUACUUUUAAAGAUUUAUCUGAUUUGGAGGUAUUAAAUGUAGCAGAUAAUAAAAUCAAAUUAUUAAACAAAAAGAGCUUUGCAAAUCUUUUUCGAUUAAAAAGUUUGGAUUUAUCGCAGAACAGUUUGGAAACUUUACCUUCGUAUGUUUUCGAAAACUUAAUGGAACUGGAAAGUUUGUACUUGAAUGAAAAUAAGAUUCAAAUAAUCGACGAACAUACUUUUUGGGGCUUACCUGCUUUAAACAUUCUGUUUUUAACAAAAAACAAUCUGGAAACAAUAGACUGUGAAGUUUUUAAUAACUUGAGGAAUCUGGAGUAUUUAUAUUUAGAUUAUAAUAAUAUAACUUAUAUUUCCGGAGAGCUUCGGCUUUCCAAGCUAAGGUUUUUACAGCUUAAUAAUAAUAACUUAACAAAUUUACCUGAUAAGGUUUUUGAAAAAUCCAGUAACUUAAUAUCAAUAGAUUUAUCUCAUAAUAAGUUAGAAAAUUUGUCAGAAAUUCCUUUCUUAAAAUUGACUGGUUUACGACAUUUAAAUUUAUAUGGAAACCACGUUUACAUGGAUAUGUUUAACAGCUUAAAAAAUUCUACGUUUAUAACUCAUGAUUACCAUUAAAUAAUUAUUAAGUUACCGUUACUUUAUUUAAUUUAGUUACCUCAAAUUGUAUAAACUUAAGAUUGUUUAAUUUAUUUAACUAUAUUUUGUAAAUACGUUGUUCUGUGUUUU
Messenger RNA from Sitophilus oryzae (rice weevil), 1273 nucleotides. RefSeq names its product insulin-like growth factor-binding protein complex acid labile subunit. The coding region runs from base 140 to 1162 and encodes 340 amino acids. Gene Ontology annotation, cellular component: plasma membrane. Lineage: Eukaryota; Metazoa; Arthropoda; Insecta; Coleoptera; Curculionidae. Gene Ontology annotation, molecular function: protein binding. The record is from RefSeq and is a predicted model, not a curated record. The transcript is spliced from 2 exons.